AAGUGUGUCUGAACUGUCACUUGAUGUCUAGUCUUUCUGUUGGGGUGCUGGCACGCUGACCACUGCUUGUCUCGUGGAUAUAAGUGAGGAAAAAUAAUCCACAACCAUGACUGACGCGCAACAGGAGGCGCGCUCAUAUUUGAGCGAGGAGAUGCUUGCCGAGUUUAAGGCUGCCUUCGACAUGUUCGACACCGAUGGUGGCGGUGAUAUCAGCACCAAGGAGUUGGGUACCGUGAUGAGGAUGCUGGGUCAGAAUCCAACCAGAGAAGAGUUGGAAGAAAUCAUCGAGGAGGUCGAUGAAGACGGCAGCGGAUCCAUUGACUUUGAGGAGUUCUUGGUCAUGAUGGUGAGACUCCUUAAGGAGGACCAGGCUGGCAAGUCUGAGGAAGAGUUGGCUGAAUGCUUCCGUGUGCUGGACAGGAACGGUGAUGGUUACAUCGACAGAGAUGAGUUUGCCGAGAUCAUCCGUAGCACUGGUGAAUCCGUCUCAGAGGAAGAGAUUGAUGAGCUGCUUAAAGAAGGAGACAAAAACAACGACGGCAUGCUGGACUUUGAUGAAUUCCUCAAGAUGAUGGAGAACGUGCAGUAAAACAGAAACUCAUGGACAUUCCUUACCCCUCUCAUCCCUGCAGACUGAAACUUAACUCUUAAUGCCACUCAAUCUCCCCUUUUGUCCACUCUCUGCCUUACUGCAUCUAACCCUUUGUCUCACCUCUUCAGCAGACAGACAGAAAAACACCUAUGUGGGGUUUGCCAAGGUUCAGCCCACAAUGCCUUUUAUAUUGGGCUCCCACUGACCCUCAUACAAGACCCAAGGAGCCAAGCUGCGGUGUGUUUAUAGGUUCAUCAUGUAUGUUGGCUAUCAGUACACUAGAAGCACAUGCCAUGGUAGACUUCACUUAAGUGGGUGUUUAGUCUAGAUUUAAUCUAGAUCAGCAGCUUGUUAUCGCUGCAUAGACCAAUGCUUAAGCCACCACUGUAUUUAAGAAUAAAACGCUUGAAACAGAAUAAAAAAUAAAACAUACUCAUGUUUAGUUGGUCUGACAUUUUGAUUUGUACGGAUUUGUUUAUCAAUUAAACAUUAUUUUUCUGCCAA
Messenger RNA from Misgurnus anguillicaudatus (oriental weatherfish), 1096 nucleotides. NCBI's taxonomy places the organism in Eukaryota, Metazoa, Chordata, Actinopteri, Cypriniformes, Cobitidae. The record is from RefSeq and is a predicted model, not a curated record.